AUCACAUGUAUGAGUUGUCAGGAAGAAGAUACAAUAAAGGCUUUUAGGCCAGAGCUGAGCAGGCGAGCCAUGGGCGAUGAAUGAUGCCGCUGCGAGAGCGAAGUGUCCACAGGUGACUUACCUGCGCGAACCGGUCGCGUGCCAGAGCUCAAAGUCAUGCAGAAUAAAGUCCUCGUGUCCAGAGCAGUGCGCAAAGAAGCAGGACACGGAUCCGGAAUGGAAGAGUAGCUGAUACAUACACCUGAUCCGUGCAUGCCAUGGGGAACUGCUGGGCUCAAUGUUUUGGGCUCUUUAGAAGGGAAGCAAACAGGAUACAAAGAGGAGGAGGAUCAAAGUACUUCAGAAGCAGCACAGCUGGGGAACACUAUACCAUUGAGUUUGAAAACCUCGUGGAGAGCGAUGAGGGUGAGAGUUCACAAAGUUGCCCCAGACCCGUGAGUGAAGAGGAGAUUGAUCACUUGAAGGAGCAUCGCUACGCUGCCAUCUCAGACAAACAGGCGCUGAUCGAUGAAAAGCUGAAAGCAGAGUUAGUGGCAGAAGAGGAGAAGUUAAGGCUAGAAGAGGAAGCUGUUUUUGCAGCCCAGCGCGAGGCAGCGCGGCUCGCUAAGGAACAAAAGCUAAAGGAGGGAAAGCAGCCGCUGCAGAGGACCAAACCCAGAUCAGAACCAGAGAGCAAUGACCCUCGGCACAAACCCAAAGCUUCAGAUGCAGAGUUUGAGGUCUACCUGCAGAGUGUGAAGGCUCAGUCUGAAGCGUUUCGCAGUAACAGACUCAGCUCUGAGACUAAUGUGGUGACCCCGAACACAGAGAGCAGCUGGGACUUCACCAGUAAGACUGAUGCCACCUCACUGGACCUGGAGUGGGAGGAUGAGGAGGGAAUGAAUCGGAUGGGUCCUGCAUGGGAGCGUUCCAAAACAGAGGAGGACAUUUUACGUGCAGCCCUUCGUCCCGGUGGGAAACAGCUGGACAGUGGCCCCACCUCCACCUCGGAGGACUCCAACGCUCUGGAGUGGGAGAACGACUUUGUCAGCGCACAUGCAGAGGACAGCGGUGACCACGGUGAUGAAGACUUUGAGGGAUUUGUUAAUCCAGUAGUGGACACACCCACUGAAGAGGCGGAGCAAAAGGCCAGCUCUGACCAACAGCAGGAGAGAUAGUCUACAGCUAGAGACAGUGAGACUACAGCAACUUCAAAUGCCUCAUUCAGAUUCAGUGUAAUAUGACUACAGACGGUCCAGAUAACCUAAUGCAGAAAACUUAAUUCAUAACAAGGAACAGAAAUGCCUCAUAUUUUCAACUUGGUCAUGGGUUCAUGAAUGUUUGAAUGCCAUGAAAUUCUGGUCAUGAUGGU
This is a messenger RNA of Carassius auratus (goldfish), 1351 nucleotides long. Its product is annotated as AP-1 complex-associated regulatory protein. Bases 258 to 1157 code for a protein of 299 amino acids. Gene Ontology annotation, cellular component: endosome. Lineage: Eukaryota; Metazoa; Chordata; Actinopteri; Cypriniformes; Cyprinidae. Gene Ontology annotation, biological process: negative regulation of substrate adhesion-dependent cell spreading; regulation of Arp2/3 complex-mediated actin nucleation; negative regulation of cell motility. The record is from RefSeq and is a predicted model, not a curated record. The transcript has 10 exons. Gene Ontology annotation, molecular function: kinesin binding; AP-1 adaptor complex binding.